Molecule: messenger RNA, 2265 nt
Organism: Penicillium riverlandense
Lineage: Eukaryota; Fungi; Ascomycota; Eurotiomycetes; Eurotiales; Aspergillaceae
Gene: catA
Product: catalase catA
Exons: 3
Coding region: 1-2265 (754 amino acids)
Biological process (GO): hydrogen peroxide catabolic process; response to oxidative stress
Cellular component (GO): cytosol
Molecular function (GO): catalase activity; heme binding
Source: RefSeq, a predicted model, not a curated record
AUGGCCUCCGUCAUCGUGGGCGGCCUGCACAAGGCCCAAGAAGCCGUUCAACAAGCCACUUCGAAAGAGAAAAAGGUUGCUGACCUCGAGCGAGAUACGGCAAAUAUCCACACUAAGCAGCCCUUGACUACGGACCAUGGAGUCCGCGUUGAGAACACUGAUCAAUGGUUGCGUCCCGUGGAUGAUCAACAUACGGGGCCGUCGUUGUUGGAGGAUCAGAUUGCUCGUGAGAAGAUCACCCGAUUCGACCACGAACGCAUUCCCGAACGAGUUGUGCACGCCCGCGGCACAGGCGCAUUCGGCAAUUUCAAAUUAACCCAGAGCAUAGAGGAUCUCACGUAUGCCGGUGUUCUGACCGACACGUCGAGGAGCACACCUGUGUUCGUACGCUUCUCUACCGUGCAGGGUAGCCGUGGUAGCGCGGACACGGUGCGCGAUGUGCGUGGGUUUGCGACGAAGUUCUAUACAGAUGAAGGGAUUUGGGAUCUGGUAGGGAAUAAUAUUCCUGUUUUCUUCAUUCAGGAUGCGAUUAAGUUUCCGGAUUUUGUCCACGCUGUCAAGCCAGAGCCUCACAAUGAAGUGCCUCAAGCCCAAACAGCACACAACAACUUCUGGGACUUUGUGUAUAUGCACCCCGAAGCAACGCACAUGUUCAUGUGGGCCGUGUCUGAUCGCGCCAUUCCCCGAUCGUUCCGCAUGAUGCAGGGAUUCGGCGUCAACACAUUCAUACUAGUCAACAAAGCGGGAAAACGACAUCUUGUCAAGUUCCACUGGAUUCCGCACUUGGGCGUACACUCGUUGGUGUGGGACGAAGCCCUCAAACUCGGUGGACAGGACCCAGACUUCCAUCGCAAAGACCUGAUGGAAGCAAUCAGCAACAAAAUGUAUCCGAAGUGGGACUUCGCCAUCCAGGUCAUCCCGGAGGAAAAGCAGGAUGAUUUUGAAUUCGACCCACUGGAUGCUACGAAAAUCUGGCCGGAGGAUAUUGUUCCGCUCCGAGUUAUCGGAGAGAUGGAGCUGAAUCGCAAUGUGGACGAAUUCUUCUCGCAGACGGAGCAAGUCGCCUUUUGUACGAGCCAUAUCGUGCCAGGCAUUGACUUCUCAGAUGAUCCGCUGCUUCAAGGUCGCAAUUUCUCCUACUUUGAUACCCAGAUUAGUCGGCUGGGGGUCAAUUGGGAGGAGUUGCCUAUCAACCGACCUGUGUGUCCUGUCCUGAACCACAACCGUGAUGGUCAAAUGCGACAUCGAAUCACACAGGGAACGGUGAAUUACUGGCCUAACCGAUUCAAUGCAAACCCGCCAGCAGCCGGGCCAAACGUUUCCCAAAAAGAAGACGGCGGAGGGUUCCACACGGCACCAGCACGGGUGGCCCGGCAGAAGCGACGGGCCGUUAACGCCAAAUUCGGGGAGCAUUUGAACCAGCCUCAGCUGUUCUACAACUCGCUGUCUGAGCAUGAGAAACUACAUGUGCGAAAGGCCCUGGGAUUUGAGCUGGAUCAUUGCGAUGACCCUACGGUCUAUGAGAGGAUUGCUGGCCACCGGCUUGCCGAGAUCGAUCUGAGCCUGGCACAAGCCGUCGCGGAGAUAGUUGGUGCCCCACUCCCCGAUAAAUCUGUGCGGGCGAAUCCAGGUCGGCGUGCACCACAUCUCUCGCAGACGGAGUUCAUGCCUCCCAAGCCGACGAUUGCUAGUCGGCGCAUCGCGAUCUUGAUUGGCGAUGGAUUUGACCCUGUUUCGUUUACCGGUAUGCGCGCUGCUAUCAAAAUGGCUGGUGCAUUGCCAGUUAUUAUCGGGAUUAAGCGGUCUCGUAUCUACGCGGAGGGAGAAUCGCCCUCUCCAUCUGCAGGUCGCGGAGGGGUUAGCCCAGAUCAUCAACUUGACGGUGUUCGCUCAACGCUAUUCGAUGCAACCUUCAUUCCUGGCGGUUCCCACAUCAAGACUCUUUCGCAGAAUGGACAAAUCAAGCACUGGAUUGCUGAAACAUUCGGGCAUAUGAAGGCCCUCAGUGCGACGGCAGAGGCAGUUAAUCUGGUGAAGGAGAGCCUAGGUGCCGUGUCCGGUCUGAAAGUCGGUUCCACUGAGCAGCCAGUCGACUGGUACGGAGUCGUCACUGCGGUUGGUUCUCAAAAGCCCGAUAAUUUCAGAGAGACCGUCAAUAUCGCUCGUGGGGCUACAGAUUUUGCGGGAUUGUUUUUCUAUCAGAUUGCACAACACCGCAACUAUCAGCGGGAGCUGGAUGGGCUGGCUUCGUCGGUUGCAUUUUAG